This is a messenger RNA of Oldenlandia corymbosa var. corymbosa, 2323 nucleotides long. Lineage: Eukaryota; Viridiplantae; Streptophyta; Magnoliopsida; Gentianales; Rubiaceae. The record is from the annotation of a GenBank genome assembly.
AAAUUAGUAAAAAUAAUUAAAGAAUAUCUCCCCACAAAACCCUCUGUUCGUCUUUCAGUCUGUGUCCCCUCUUAUAGCUCUUCGUUCGCAGUCCACUUCCUCGUCACCACUAUAACCGCCGUCCCCCGCCGCCGCCAUGAACCUCUCCUCCUCCUCCUGCUCUUCUCUUGGACUUGAGUCCAAUCCCAUUUCCAGCAGAGCAGCGGUGUCUUCAGCUGCGGUUUUAUUCGCUAACCACAAAAGGGCAGCAAAUGUCAAUGGGCUCCUUGGAGUUAGGAAACCAUUUGUGAAGUUCCCGGCCUCCUCUGCAAUAACGUGCUCUGCAUCAUCCAAGCCCGUGGGAGCUGUGGCGGAGAAAGACCAGAAGAAGGUGGUGGGUGAGUCUGGGUCGAGUGCUCUGGGUAGAAUUGAGUCGCUGAGUCAGGUUUCUGGAGUGCUGGGUUGCCAGUGGGGUGAUGAAGGUAAGGGGAAGCUCGUCGAUAUAUUGGCCAAGCAUUUCGACGUCGUUGCCCGUUGCCAGGGUGGAGCUAAUGCUGGACACACUAUCUAUAACUCAGAAGGAAAGAAGUUUGCUCUGCACCUUGUUCCUUCCGGAAUUCUGAAUGAGGAAACUACCUGUGUGAUUGGUAAUGGGGUGGUGAUCCACCUGCCAGGAUUCUUUAAAGAAAUAGAUGGCCUUGAAUCUAAUGGAGUCUCUUGCGAAGGAAGGAUUUUGGUCUCAGAUCGUGCUCAUUUGUUAUUUGAUUUGCAUCAAAUUGUUGAUGGACUUAGAGAAGCUGAGCUUGCCAAAUCUUUUAUUGGAACUACUCGAAGAGGCAUUGGGCCUGCUUAUUCAAGCAAAGUUAUUCGUAAUGGUAUAAGAGUAAGUGACUUAAGGCACAUGGAUACUUUUCCCCAGAAGCUUGAUCUUUUAUUAUCAGAUGCAGCUUCAAGGUUCCAAGGUUUUAACUAUGGCCCUGAAAUGCUCAGGGAAGAAGUUGAGAAGUACAAGAGAUAUGCUGAGAGGUUGGAACCGUAUAUUACUGAUACUGUGCAUUUCAUGAAUGAAACCAUCUCUCAACAAAAGAAGGUUUUGGUGGAAGGCGGUCAGGCAACCAUGUUAGAUAUUGACUUUGGAACUUAUCCUUUCGUAACCUCUUCUAGUCCUUCAGCUGGUGGGAUCUGUACCGGUCUUGGGAUUGCACCUAAAGCAGUUGGUGAUCUUAUUGGAGUGGUUAAAGCCUACACCACAAGGGUUGGUUCUGGCCCAUUUCCUACUGAAAUCUUGGGAAAAGGUGGUGACCUUCUUAGGUUUGCUGGACAAGAGUUUGGUACAACAACUGGCCGCCCUCGUCGAUGUGGUUGGCUUGAUAUUGUUGCAUUGAAAUACAGCUGCCAAAUCAAUGGUUUUUCUGCACUGAACCUCACCAAACUUGAUGUUUUGUCAGACCUUCCUGAAAUUCAGUUAGGUGUUGCUUAUCAGGUUGAUGGCACGCCAGUUAAAUCAUUUCCUGCUGAUCUUCGUCUUUUGGAGCAAAUCAAGGUUGAAUAUGAAGUUUUGCCGGGGUGGCAGUGUGAUAUUUCUUCUGUCAGAAACUACUCGGAUCUACCAAGGGCUGCACAACAAUAUGUCGAAAGGAUAGAAGAACUUGUUGGAGUACCGGUCCACUACAUUGGUAUCGGUCCAGGACGUGAUGCCCUCAUAUACAAAUGAUUUUUUGGGCUUGUGCUUGUGUCGCCUUGAUACAAUUCUCUGUCAAGGACAUGGCCGGAUUAAUUUCUCCCUUUUUUUGGGGGGCUUGAUUUUUGGUUUAAGCAGUUUGUUAGUUUGGUAACAUAAAGAAUGUUGUAAAGGUUUUGUAACCAUUUCUGGAGGCUGUCAUGAGUUUUUCCGCUACUAUCGGAUCCCUUUAUCUUUGUAGGCUGGUGACUCUUUUGAACCCCGGAUGCAGCUGUUUCUUUCUGUCUAGAACCAUGGUCGUCGACGAAGUGGCCUCAGCUCUUAUUCACAGGACACUUUUCCGGUAGCUUCAUAUUACUGAUGGGGAAAAUCUCAUCUUAGAGCUUCAUUUUGUAUUCUGCUCUUGACAGGAGCACUAACUGGCUCGUAGUUUAGUUUUAUCUUCAGCAGGGUGCCAAGUUGAAAUAAACUACAUCUUCCUUCUGCAAGAAUGUUUGCUCAAUUUUACAAAAUUUCGUUUGGUUGAAUGUUUUGUGAACUUGUGUGUCUGCAGCAACAUCAUCCUAACUCUCUACAACUAGUCUUCCACUCUCACUGUAAUGCAUUACGCCUCCUCUGCUCCUGUCUUGCUGCUGCCAACAUGAUCUAAUCGAUAUACCUUGC